Molecule: messenger RNA, 476 nt
Organism: Mercurialis annua (annual mercury)
Lineage: Eukaryota; Viridiplantae; Streptophyta; Magnoliopsida; Malpighiales; Euphorbiaceae
Product: protein BRICK 1
Exons: 2
Coding region: 99-356 (85 amino acids)
Biological process (GO): cell motility; regulation of actin polymerization or depolymerization; actin filament organization
Cellular component (GO): SCAR complex
Molecular function (GO): protein-containing complex binding
Source: RefSeq, a predicted model, not a curated record
UACCUUCAACGAAAAGGAAGAAAUAAGAAAAAUAUUUGUAGAAGUCAAUUUAAGUUCCCACCAACACCAACUGAAAAGUAAGCAGAAGAAGAACAAAAAUGGCGAGAGCAGGAGGCAUAACGAACGCAGUGAACGUAGGAAUUGCAGUUCAAGCCGAUUGGGAAAAUCGCGAAUUCAUUUCUCACAUUUCUCUCAACGUCCGUCGCCUUUUCGAUUUCCUUCUCCAAUUCGAAUCAACGACGAAGAGUAAACUGGCGUCGCUAAACGAGAAGCUGGACACGCUGGAGCGACGUUUAGAGCUGCUUGAAGUUCAAGUUGGUACUGCUACUGCUAACCCUAAUCUUUUCACUGCCUGAUUUCUUCUCAUUUAUUGCAUUCUAUUUCUACUGAGUUUGAUAUAUUGUAAGCUUGUGAUUGAAUUGUUAUACUUAAUUCAACCAUACUUUAUCCCAUGUAUUACUCUUUUUUUUUGCCAA